Cryptococcus wingfieldii CBS 7118 is the source of this 1302-nucleotide messenger RNA. RefSeq lists its product as hypothetical. The record is from RefSeq and is a predicted model, not a curated record. The coding region runs from base 1 to 1302 and encodes 433 amino acids. Lineage: Eukaryota; Fungi; Basidiomycota; Tremellomycetes; Tremellales; Cryptococcaceae. The transcript has a single exon.
AUGGGCACUCCUUUGAUCCAGCCACACAUCCCAACUGCUUCUAUCAAGACCUCCUACUCAAUUCUCUUCCACCUCAUAUCCUCCAGUUCACAACAUGUCAUCCCGGUACAUAUCCCCUCCCCUCCUCCUCCCAGUAAGCUCAAACCAAAACUAACACUCCAUACUCCCCACAGCAGAAGCACCUCCUCCCAGCAAACCCACGACCCCUCCAAAGCCCACGUCCUCCUCUCCACCUACGCCCCCCUCCGCACCUACCCCGUCCUCAAAACCUCCAACGACGAGGAAGACGAGGGCCACACGAGCCGUAUCCACAGCGCCUGGACCCCCUGCGACCCCGUCCUCAAAGACGCCUCUUUCAUCCUAAUCCCCUCCACCCAGGGUCAUGUCAGCCCACACUCUGCCAAGACGAGUAUCAAAGCUGCUUCGAGGUUUGUUGCUUCAUACAACAAGUGUUUUAAUACUCUUUUGAGGGCAAGGGAUCACAACGAGACGACUUAUGAGUUUGAUUGUAGUACACCUGAAGGGUAUACCGCAGUGGAUGAAGCUUGUCGGGAGGAACAUGCGAGUCUCCAACGUAAAGCGGCAGAACAAGCAUACGACGAAAUGCCAAGCGGGACACAAAAUCUCUUCACAUACCAACAAGUCCCCUUCCAAGACUUUCUCAAACACGACCUCAAAAACACACAUCAAGAAGUCUCCACCAAAGACUUUUCCGACGUCCUCACCGACGAGCAAUACCACGACAAGCUCGCCCGGAACUUUCACAGUUAUAGAGCUUGCAGGAGGCUUACUGAUCUGGGGGACAAGUAUCCUUGGGCACUGUUUACGACGGGGAUAAAGGAGCCGACUGAUUUGGUGCAGAGUAACAUCACUGGACGGUGGGUACCUGUUGAUCCGCAGUUUGAUGUUUUGGGCGCAGCGGGUAACCUCGACGCGUCCGCCAAACGUCAAGUCGCCAACGCCCUCGACGUAUUGACAAAGGAAAUCAACGGCAAACCCCGGACCGAAAACGGCAGUUCCAACGCUUUCUCUUCCGGUCUCUCUUCCAAAAGCAGCUUUGCGGAUUAUCACGACUUCAACCAUGUAUCCGAACAUCUGGUCUAUCUGGACUGUUUGAAGUAUGCAAAAGACAUUUCGGAUGUAGUUGAGGUGGAUGGAUUGCCGGUGCAUUGUGAGUGGGUGACCCCCGAGACGCUUUUUCCUUCGAAACGGAGUGAUGCGCCGAGGAGUUAUAGGUUGGGUAAUCAUCGGGGGUAUGAGGAGGCUAUGAAGGACAAGCUGGCGAAGGCAAACAAGAGAUAG